This is a messenger RNA of Episyrphus balteatus (marmalade hoverfly), 3351 nucleotides long. RefSeq names its product TELO2-interacting protein 1 homolog (gene Tti1). The transcript is spliced from 10 exons. The coding region runs from base 97 to 3309 and encodes 1070 amino acids. Lineage: Eukaryota; Metazoa; Arthropoda; Insecta; Diptera; Syrphidae. The record is from RefSeq and is a predicted model, not a curated record. Gene Ontology annotation, biological process: chromatin remodeling. Gene Ontology annotation, cellular component: cytoplasm.
UGUAUUUUUAGUUUGUAAAGUAAAGUUUUAAAGAACCGCUAAAAUUAUUUAUUAUAAAAUAUUCAAUAAAAAAUAUAAUAAAAAUACUUAAAUACUAUGUCUAAUUAUGGUUUUGAAGAAUUUGUUAUGCGUGCCAAAAGGUAUGUUGAAAAUUUCAUUCGAACUCCCAACAAAGAAACUCUCAGCAUUGCCGAAAAUGAACUUCACAAAUAUGAUGGCAUUCAAAUGCAAAUGUUUCAAGUUCGUCUUUUAAUGCCUUUAAUGUUAAAAUUGGACAAAUUAAAUGGCGAAAAUAUCGAAUUACAAGCCGGCAUUAUAAGACUCAUGAAGACAGUCAUAUCUCGAACCUAUCUAAAAGAUGUCAAAGCUAUUAAAACCAUGUUAUUGAUUCUUAUUAAACAAGUUCGUGAUUGUGAAAAAGCUUCAAUAAAAUCAAAUUUAUCUGAAGAAAUUAAAUUGGCCACAAUCGAGUGUAUUACUGAGAUCUUCCAACGUUCAACUUCCGAUGUCUUGGAGCAAUAUUACUCAAUAGAAUCUGCUCUGUUUAUGGGUCAGAUUCUUCUGACAUGUGUCGAGUUUGUGGCAUUGGAGAAAUACAGAAAAUUGGUGAUUUCAUCGAUAAACUGUCUAAUGGCAGUUUUUUACGUCCACGACCGAGCCGAUUCGUGUGAUAUUGUCCUACGAAACCAAGUAGCCGAUACAUUGUUUGUAUUUGUUCCCAAAGUUAUAACACAGCUCUUCAAAACUUCCUUAUCCGAUGAGAAGUUGGGAGAAACACUGAUUUCUACUGCCAUCAAGGCACUUGGAAGAAUUCUUCUCAUAAUGUUCGAUAAGGGUGAUCGUGGUGCAUUGCCGAAAUACGAUCAAAAAUCUUUCCUUGACUUGGUUACCAAAUCUCUGGAAUCACAAACAAUUGACGAUAAUGAGAAUUUCAUUAAAACUCCCAAACAUUCUAAACCAGAUCUCGAAGAACAACUUAACAAACUCCAGUCAGAAGGUCGAACCGCAGCAUGGUUUGAAGACACAGCUAGCAAAUUAAAGAUACUCCUGCCAAAAUUAUCAAUCCUACGAGCAAAUCAAUCGAGAAGGAUUCGUUUUGAAUAUGCAAAACUAUGUUGCCAAUUGCUAGAAAAGUGCUCUCAGAGACUGGGUGACAAUAACAUAGAACUACUGGAAACAAUUAUGGCCAUGUCUCAGGAUGAAGAUCCAGCCAUUCAAAAAUUAUGCUCACAAUCUAUACAAGCUAUUCAACGAUCUGAUUGCAGUUUCAUAUUUGAUGAAUUAGUCGAUGUUCUCUUUGAUAAACAUUUGACUAAAUUGCCUCGUGUUAUCAAUCGCUGUGAAGAUGAAGAACAAUACUCGGAAUUCUUGUUUUUCAAGGGAUUCUUCCAAAGUGUUUCCGAUCGCAGAUUGAAAAUAUUAUUUACAUUUUCUAAGAAUUUAGAAGAAUUUUGUCUUUGUUUGAUUUCCGCAUUUGAAUUGAAAAUGCAAUCGAGUUUGUUAGUUGAGGAAUAUGCUCUUCGAGAUAUUUGCGAAGAUGAGCAUGUUUUGCAUACAAACUCUUGGAGAAAGUUUAAAAACUUGGAUUCGACACGUGUUUUUAAUGUUUUGUGUGAUAUAUGCAAGUUAUUGGGACGCCCAGAGACAUGCAAUGUUGUCUAUGACUAUUUAAUGGAAUUGCUGAGAACUAGCUGUGAAAUUGUUAAUGAAGUUAUAUUAAUAUGUGGGAUUCUACUCAGCAGUGAAUCAGGAAUUAAAAGAGAAGAAACUGUGAAGUCAUUUUUAAAUGAACUUCUUGAUGAAAGUCAUUGGCAUUUGGCACUGCAUCCUGAUGAAAUGAGUAGACUCAAAGUUAAAAAGAAAUCAGAUUGGUAUGUUGAUCGUACGCCUGGUUUAUAUGAAUCUGCUAUUGAGAUAAGAGUACAAGAUUGUAAUUCAGAUGAUUCUGACGAUGAAGAUAGUAGACUCAAUACAGUCAAUGUUGCUGAUGCACAACUAAAUGUGUUGCAUACUUGCAUCGUUUUAGAUGCUCUUGGUAAUUUAGCCGUUGCGAUGGGACAACGAUUUAAACCAUUUGUGUUUCAAGCACUCCACAAAGUUCUUCUUAAAGCAGGAAGCAGCAACUACAAUGUGUACCUUUGUGGCAGCUACUCCCUCUCAGCAAUGCGUAAAGCUUUGGGUUAUCAUGAAGUCUACGAACUACUUGAAGAAUAUACAGACUACAUUUCCUAUCACAUGAGGACCUUAUUAAAAAGACCUUCAGAAAGUCAGUCAGCCUGUGACAUUCUGUCCGUUGUAUUUCGGUAUAGUUCACUCAACACUGUUGCCUACAUCGAAUCAAUAUUCGCCGUUAUUCAAGAAGAAUGUUCGAAAGCUCAUCAAAGUGACAAUGUUACGUCGUAUUUGAAAGUGUUUCACGUCUUCUUUGCUAAUGUCCCCAAAUGGACAACUCAUGUUGAUCAAAUAGGAAAAAUACCAGAUGAUGAGGUUAUCGAAAUGGAAGUCGAAGAUUCUGAUCCAUACACAAAAUGGAUGAAUAUUCUCAAAAACUUCAAAAAUGAAUCAAUGAAAAUGGAGGAUCUCCCAGAGAUUGGUGAAAGCGAAUCGAUGGAACAAGAUGACCCAAGUGAGAAUCCCCAAGGAGAAGAAGAAGAGCCCAAAACCGAACUACCUCGUUAUAUUAAACUAACAAAUGAAAUCAUUGGACAAAUUAUAAAAUUUAUUUCUUCACAAAAUAAAAUGCAACAAAUUGUUGCAUUAGAGUGCCUCAUUAGCGGAUUGCCACUACUCAAAGACUAUGAAAAUGAACUUCUUCCUUUAGUGCACCAAAUAUGGCAACCAUUCGUAGAGCGUGUAAAGGAUAAAGAUCCAAUAGUAUUAAAUCGAUGUUUUUCAUUACUUGAAGUGCUAGCAGUCUAUGCAAAAGAUUUUCUUCUUCGAAGAACUCUAAAGGAAGUCCUGCCAUUCCUCGUGGGAUUUCUAACGAGCUCGGCGGCAAGAAGCAAAGUCGAACAAAGUUUAGCUCAAACACAAGAAUUCAAACUUCAAUCAAAACUGUUGAAAGAAUUUCCCACAUUGAUUGUUAACAUGGACAUUGGAGGAAAACAUUUCAAUAGUAUUUCUCAAGCUGUUGCUUUGUACCUGUCUAAGAAACAACCAUUGACUUUACAAACGCUUGCAAUGGAGUAUUUCAAAGAAUUGAGAACGUAUAAUGGACCUUUUGUGUAUAUAGUUGUUUUGAAAAAUGAACAUAUUUUAGAAUUUAAGGAAAAUGUAAAGCAUGUUUUGGAUUCUUUUAAGGUCAGAUAAAAUUGAAUACAAAAGAAAUAAAAUAAGUUUGUUUAUGAUUGA